ACCGUCCUACCUAUUCUCCAAUCCUCCUCUAUAAAAGGGUGUACCAAUGACAUUCUCUUUACUCAUACAAGCUUAAUAUAGUUCAUACCUUUCCAUAGUUCUUUCCAGGUUUUUCUGUGUAGUAAAAGUUUCUUAUAUAGAAGUAAGAAAUGGCUUCAGGUGGUAACUCUAACUGGACAGCCAAACAAAACAAAAGGUUUGAGAAUGCUUUGGUUAUGUAUCCCAAGGACACCCCAGAUCGCUGGCACAAUUUGGCCAGAGCAGUGGGUGGGAAAACUGUGGAGGAAGUGAUUAAGCAUUAUGAGGAACUUGUGGAAGAUCUCAGGCAGAUUGAGACUGGCCAUGUUCCCUUGCCCAAUUACAGAGACACUGAAGAGAACAGCAAAGGUUACAAUUACAUGGAUGAAGAACAAAGGCUGAGGAAUCUGAGGCUGAAAUGAAGCAUGGAUAGAAGCCUAGCCGAGUCCGUUAUGCAAAUGCAGUACUACAAUGCCAAAGAAUAAGAUGUGAUGUGUAAUAGAUAUCUACUUUUAAUUUACUUACUUUCUGUACAACGUCGUAUAUUUCCUUCGUUUACAUGUAUCAAGGAAAAGUGAUGCAUCAAGUGACUUGUUUCUACUUCGUUCAAAUAUUUAAAAUGUCAAUCUUUGAAUGCAA
Molecule: messenger RNA, 657 nt
Organism: Quercus lobata
Lineage: Eukaryota; Viridiplantae; Streptophyta; Magnoliopsida; Fagales; Fagaceae
Product: protein RADIALIS-like 6
Exons: 2
Coding region: 150-440 (96 amino acids)
Molecular function (GO): DNA-binding transcription factor activity
Source: RefSeq, a predicted model, not a curated record